CCCCGUCAAACGUUCCGCCCCUUUUAAGCGUUUCCCUGAUCAACAUACUGCCCCUUAGAAACGUUCCUCAAGCAAACGUUCUUCCUUGCAAAUGUUCGGCUACUUUUAAACGUUCCUGGGCUCAAGAUGGUGCGCUGUGCGGCGAUGGGGUGUUCCAAUCAUACGGGAUUGGGCAAGAUCCUGCACAGGUUCCCGCGAGAUCCCGAGAGGAGGAGGCAGUGGGAGAAGAAAGUCAACAGACGGAACUGGAGGCCGACGGACAGCUCCUAUUUGUGUACGGAUCACUUCGAAGAGACGCAGUACGAAAACAGAAGGGCAGACAACUUGAGGAGGCUGAAAGCUUUUGCUGUCCCUACGAUUUUCCCAUCAACUUCUACCACCACCAAGACCACUUCUUCCGCUUCAAAAUCUGGCUGGAAGACACAAAACCGUAGCACAGCGAAACGGAAUUUGGACGAUAACAAGACUACCGCUCAUGAUUCAUCUCCGGCACCUCCGCCUUGUGUCUUUACCGAACACUCUUACAGCAACACAGACAACGAGGGGAGACUGGAAGGUAUUCAGGAAGGUGCGUUCAGGAGCAGCGAGUGUGUUGCUGGAAAUAGGUUUAAAAUCGACAAGGUCUCGAAGCCGGAUUUCACGAACGGGAAUUCUUUCCCGCCCUCUGGACCUGUUCCUGAUGCCUCCUUUUCUUUUUCCUCUUCUUCCUUUGGUUGCGUCUCCUCUCCAGCUUUUUCUUCAUCUUUCUGCUCCGGUAAGGACGAAGAAGUGAUAGUUAAGAAAGAAGAGGAUUUCGACAUUGACAGUGUUGAUUCUGUUUCUGCUGCCUCUCCUUCUUACUCGUAUUACAACUCUGAAAAAGAGGUGAAAAAGGAAGAGGAGAUGGACGUCGUUAGUGAAAAUGCUUUGCAGGACUUUAUAUGUGGUAGUGAUAACUGUAAAAGUCCAGUUUCUAAGAUGCCCCAGCACUAUGUCUCCAACGAUGAGCCUUUGUUUACUUUCGUUGGCAUCUCUCCUGGUGAAGAAGGGAGACCUCCGACGAUAGAACAGCCGCCAGAUCCUAAUGGUGAUGCUGGAAGAGAAACAAAUCCACUCCUUGGUGAUGAUGACAAUUUAGAAAGGAAGAAAAUCACAGAAAAAACACGUAGUUUAUCCACCAAUGAUGCGAAGGAGGCACUCACUUUUGUACUUCCCGAUUUUGCUCUUGCCUCUUGCUCAGGACAGGAUAAAAUAAAAAUAAAAAGGAGAAUGAAAGAGAUGGGACCUAACAUGGACUCAGACGGUGAAGGUGCAGAAGCGGGGGUUACGGCACACGUGGAUGGUCAGUUUGAGACAGGAAAUCACUUUGAAAUUGACGGAAACCUACAAGAUCCCAAAAGCGAGGUAGCGUCUUCAACAAAUUCUGCUGCUUCUCCUUCUUCGUUCCCGUGUCCGCAUGGCAAUAGGUUAGCGAAGAUGGAGCAGAAGAUGAAGCAGCUCGAGAAAUCACAAACCAAGCAGCGGAGGAGGUUACACAAGAUAGAGAAGCAGAGGAAAAGACAAUCACGCGUGUUAGGCAAGAUUUUCACUAAGGAUCAGCUGUCCAGCCUCAGUCGUAGGUGUAGGCGGGGAGUGAAGUGGUCCAAAGAAACCAUUAGGAAGGCCCUGCUACUCCUGUCUGCAUGUAGGCCGUCGGGAUACAAGGCGCUCCUGGCACAGAAACUGCCUCUGCCAUCCCUGGGACUCUUGAAAAGACUCAGAAAACCUUAGUUUCAAUAGGUUAAGGAAAGAAGAAGAAAGCAAAAAAGAAGAGGGCCAAACAAAAACCGCAGUGCGGGUUGUAGACUACACCUGAAAACUGACUUGAUUGUAUACGAUUCAUGAUAGUUUUCCUGCAUGUUUAGUUUCAAAUAGGAGUCCGUCUAGGUUUUGUAUGGAGGAAGUGUUUGAAUUAGUGUCUCAGUGGAUUUAAUAUUACUGUCAUCUUAAAAAAAAUACAUAGAUAUAUUCCCUUUUAAGUUUUCAAAUAAAAUCUAGUUUUGCUGA
Messenger RNA from Eriocheir sinensis (Chinese mitten crab), 2025 nucleotides. RefSeq lists its product as uncharacterized. Bases 127 to 1749 code for a protein of 540 amino acids. The record is from RefSeq and is a predicted model, not a curated record. The transcript is spliced from 2 exons. Lineage: Eukaryota; Metazoa; Arthropoda; Malacostraca; Decapoda; Varunidae.